Molecule: messenger RNA, 1794 nt
Organism: Coprinopsis cinerea okayama7#130
Lineage: Eukaryota; Fungi; Basidiomycota; Agaricomycetes; Agaricales; Psathyrellaceae
Product: pyranose dehydrogenase
Exons: 9
Coding region: 1-1794 (597 amino acids)
Molecular function (GO): flavin adenine dinucleotide binding; oxidoreductase activity, acting on CH-OH group of donors
Source: RefSeq, a predicted model, not a curated record
AUGCGGCUUGCUACGCUAUCUGCUUUCGUGGCGCUCGGCGUCCACCUCGCCGAGGCCAAGGUCUACAAUAGCCUUGACGAACUGUUGACUUCCAGGGCCAAGAAAUAUGACUUCGUCAUCGUAGGAGGCGGUGUCGCUGGCUCUGUCUUAGCAAACCGACUCUCCGAGGAUCGUCGGUCCAAUGUCCUCCUUAUUGAAGCUGGACCAAACGACGAAGGCGUCGAGGAACUUAGAGUCCCAGGCUACACCUACAGCGGCAAGAUCAACUCGACCUACUAUUGGGGCUCUGUCUCCACUCCCCAGAAAGGCCUUGGCGGUCGCACCAUCGAGUUCACUCGUGGUCACGUCCUUGGUGGUGGAAGUUCUAUCAAUGGUAUGGUCUACACUCGAGGUUCCCAGGACGAUUACGAUCUCUGGGAACGCGAAUCUGGUGACCCGGGAUGGAGCUGGAAAGCCAUGCUGCCAUAUUUCAAGAAGAACGAGAAAUUCAUUCCCCACACUCACCGGAGCGUCGAAGGGCAGUACGAUCCGACAACUCACGGAUACAGAGGACGUACACUUGUCACUCUCCCCUGGGCAAACUCGACUGAGUUCUAUGACCGCGCUUUGAAGAACAGCAAAAUCCAACCUGAAUUCGCUUACAACAUUGAUGUGAACAAUGGGAAGCCCGUUGGUCUUACCCUUGUUGACUCCUGGAAAGCCUGGCUACAAUCUACUAUUGGUCACGGAGAACGCAGCAGUGCGUCUGUCUCCUACCUGGACCCCAAGACGCGACAGCGCCCCAACCUCGACAUUCUUGUCAACACGUACGCAACCAGAGUUCUCCCAGUCUCUAAUAGCAUUAGCCGGACGCCCGACAUUCGAACUGUCGAGCUCAUCCCCAGACGACGCGGAAACACUCUCCCAAUCGAACAAAUCAGACGCACGACAAUCACAGCUGCCAAGGAACUCAUCCUCUCAGCUGGUGCGAUCGGUUCUUCCCACCUCCUUUUGAACUCUGGUAUCGGAGACAGGAAGGACUUGGAUGAAGUGGGAGUGAAGACAAUUCACCAUCUCCCCGAUGUCGGCAAGGACCUGUCGGAGCAUAUGACUGUGGCAUUGAGCUGGAACGCAACAGGGGCUAUCCCGCCUCCAGUCGACCCCGACGCUGCUUACGAAGAAUGGAAGAAACACAGGACUGGCCCUCUGGUGGAUUUGGUUGGACAGCAAGUCCUAUGGGCUCGACUCCCCUCCGAUUCUCCGAUCUUUAAACAAUACAAGGACCCUGCUUCAGGUCCCACCUCACCUCAUGUUGAACUUACCCUUUCGGGAAGUGGCGCUGGUGUCGGCGCAUUCAUCGUUCUCCUUACCCCCCAUUCUCGUGGCACGAUCAAAAUCCGAUCGAAUAACCCGACUGAGGAACCCCUCAUCGAUCUUGGUUUCCUCACGCACCCCUUCGACAUACUCGCCUUCAAGGAGUCCAUCCGCCUCGCCAAGCGAUUCUACAGUGGGCCGGCUUGGGAAGGCUACAUCACUGGAUUCAACGGCCCAGAUCCCGACACUCUCUCCGACGAAGAGUUCUUGAAGAGGGUGCAAGAGAGCACUGGAUCAUUCUACCACCCGGCUGGCGUGACUAAGAUCUCGCCCAAGGGAUCGAAGAAGGGUGUGUUGGACCCCGACCUGAGGGUGAAGGGAGUUAAGGGGUUGCGAGUUGUAGAUGCGGGUAUCAUUCCCUAUGUGCCCACGUCACACACCCAAGCUUCAGUCUAUGUUAUUGCGGAACGCGCAUCGGAUCUCAUCAAGGCGUCGUGGUAG